This is a messenger RNA of Daldinia decipiens, 270 nucleotides long. RefSeq lists its product as uncharacterized. The annotation marks the transcript as partial. The transcript is spliced from 2 exons. Lineage: Eukaryota; Fungi; Ascomycota; Sordariomycetes; Xylariales; Hypoxylaceae. The record is from RefSeq and is a predicted model, not a curated record.
CUACUCUCAUACGCGCUAGCACAAAUCUUCUCCUCAGUCCUCGGCCGCAAGAUCACCUACGUGGACCUCACCGAGCCCGAGCUGGUCGAGCGCUGGGCCGGCGUCGGCCUGCCGGCCGCGUACGCAGCGGUCCUAGCGUCCAUGGACGCGGCGGUGCGGCGCGGGUCCGAGGAGCUCGCCAGCGACGCCGUGCGCGCCACCACCGGCCGCGACCCCCGCGCGUUUAGGGAUUUCGUCGAGGCGAACAAGGCGACCUGGGCGCAGAGCUAG